UUCCUUUAUAUAUAGGAGAUGAAGAGCACAUAAUGAGAUCCCUUACCGUCACCACUACCAUUACCAUCACUCAACAGAUAAGAGGAAACCAUUGGAGUUUGCUCUUUACGGACAUCUUCUUCAUUCUUCCUCGAUCUUUCUCAUCUGCUAAAGCAAAGAAGCCUUGUCUUGACUACUGUUUUUUGCUUCUUCUUCUAAUUCCUUUGACCACCCUUCAAUUGCAUUACACCACUUCCUACAUUAGCUUUGCUUAAUCUCAAGACCAAGUUCUUUUUUUUUUUUAAAUUGUUUUGAGCCACACCAUUCAUUUUAGAAAAGCAAUUAAAAACCAAUACUUAAUAAUUAAAACACCAGUGACAUUGCUAUAGAUUCCCUAUGGCUCGGUUCUCCAGUUCUCACCAUUCUUUUAUCACGUUCUUGAGCUUCAUUCUGGUCCUGUUUCUUGAAGGUGUUGCGGCUGCCACUUUCACAUUCAUCAAUAGAUGCGAUCACACAGUAUGGCCUGGAAUUCUAGCAAAUCCAGGACGUCCAAAUCUGGAAAGCACAGGCUUUGAACUCAAAAAAGGCAGUUCUCGUUCCUUCCAAGGUCCUACAGGUUGGUCAGGUCGCUUCUGGGGCAGAACAGGCUGCAAGUUCGACGACUCUGGUCACGGAUCAUGCGCUACAGGUGACUGCGGCUCUGGCCAAGUUGAAUGCAAUGGGGCAGGGGUCACCCCACCAGCCACCUUGGCCGAGUUUACGCUCGGUUCAGGGUCGCAGGACUUCUAUGACGUGAGCCUGGUUAAUGGUUACAAUUUGCCUUUGACUGUGGAAGGACAUGGAGGUUCAGGAGAGUGUGCCACUACCGGCUGCGUGACGAAUUUGAACAAAAAGUGCCCGUCUGAGCUGAGAAUCGAUGGUGGCGGCUGUAAGAGCGCCUGCGAUGCGUUUGGGAAACCAGAGUACUGUUGUAAUGGUGCCUACAAUAGUCCAGCUGCUUGCAAACCAUCCAUGUACUCAGAAAUGUUCAAGUCAGCUUGUCCCAGAUCCUAUAGCUAUGCAUUUGAUGAUGCCAGUAGCACUUUCACUUGCACUGGGGCUGAUUAUACCAUCACUUUCUGUCCUAGUGGUCCAAGUUUGAAAUCUUUAAAGGAAGCUGGAACAACAGUGGAAUCAGGGUUGGAUCAUGAUCCAAUGAAGGCAGCUGCAAUGGCCAGUCAAUGGCUAGCAAAUUUGGCCACCGGUGACUCACCCAGAAUCCAACCAUUUUCCCCAACCCAUUUUGGUUUUGCUGUGACUAUUUUUCUUGUCCUUUCUCUCUUCUUGUAGUGUUUCAAGUGAGAAAGAAGUUAGUGACAGAAUCCAGAUUGUAAAGUUCACCCACUACAAAACCAUGCAUAUUUGCAUUGCACCUAAUUAGAUGUAAAUCAUUUUGUUCCAGAAAUAGAAUCCUUCUGCUUUUGGAUCGAAUA
Molecule: messenger RNA, 1451 nt
Organism: Gossypium arboreum
Lineage: Eukaryota; Viridiplantae; Streptophyta; Magnoliopsida; Malvales; Malvaceae
Product: thaumatin-like protein 1
Exons: 3
Coding region: 376-1308 (310 amino acids)
Biological process (GO): defense response
Cellular component (GO): extracellular region
Source: RefSeq, a predicted model, not a curated record